AUGGAUCGCGAUCAGAUCAACCUUGACCAAAGGAUAUUCAUCGACGCUGGACGACGGAAACGAAUAUCGACAACGACGAUUGAAGCGUUUUCGGUUAACGAUAACGGCCCAGAUUUGGCGCACUCAGUCGAGGUGACCAGCCCGAAGCUGGACUAUCAUGGCUACGAUGUGGUCAACAAUCUGUCCUCCACCAGUAAUCGGCCAGCGGCAUCGACGACAGCUGCUGGAGAAGGGAGUGACGUAGACAACAAUAAUAUACAAGAUUUACUUAACGAUACAGAUUCAGAACUUUCCUCCCUAUCGCAUGUUGAUGCUCCCAACGAUGUCCUGUAUAUGGUUUGCGGAGUCGUUAUUGCCAUGCUCCUCGUGGGCCUCAUAAUAGUUUUAGUAGCAGUCACAAUCAGCAAAUUGAGAAAGCGUGAAGAAUCCAGCGUAAGUCCAGUGACGGCGACCAAUGUGGAGGCACCACCGUCGCAUCAUCACCAAAACAAUAGUAGCAGUUACAAUAACAGCAAUCAUCACCAUAACCACUACAGUAGUAGUAACCACACAAACAGCCAACAGCAUCAGCUAGAGAAUGGAUACUCCGUGCCAACUCCGGUGGCUUUCCGGCAGAGUCCCUCGAGUGUGUGGGUAUUCCCGCCGCUACCACCGCAGCCCAACAUCUACAGCUACAACGCCAAUAAUCAAGACGCGUUAGUGCACAACGAGAAGACCGGCUUCAAAGGACUGAAGCGACAGCUCUCCGGCCGUUUCAAGCGGCUGGUGUCGCGAAAAUCACAUGAACCCGCUCCGGUGAUACCGCCUGAACUGAAGCCCCAGCUGAAGACCAUCUACGUUUAUUAAUAAGAAUGAUAAUAAUAACGGUAAUGAUAAUGACGAUAAUUUUAGAAGACGUAUAAGAAAAAACAGGAUAAUGCUGUCGAUUAGUGUUCAGUUAAUUUUUGUUUGAUUCUUGGUCAAUUGAUUAAUGAGCGUGUGCGCAAGGGGCUCACUUCCUUUCGUAGAUUGCCAAUUCAAAGUGUUUCCGUGAUGUGUCCCAAUAUUAUUUUGUUUUGUAUACGUAGACCAUUGCUUAGAUAAUUAUGGAAUCAAAGCAAAAGAAAAAAAAAACGCCCAAAUCAAGAAAAUGAUAUUCAACUGAAAUGUUUGAUUUUCCUCGUUUUUUAACGUAAAAUUGUAAGCGCCAAUAAAAACGACGAGCGAUAUUGAACGCCAUUCCAAUUUAUGAUAUGACGUGUUCCAUCGUGGAUCUAUUUUGUGCAAAUUCAGUUUAAAACAGAAUAGUGAGAUCGUUGAAGAGCAAGUAAUCAUUAUUAUUAUUAUUAUUAUUAUUAUUAUUAUUAUUAUUAUUAUUAUUAUUAUCAUUAGUAAACCUAGAAGAAGACUGACAUACACAUCAACCUUUUCUUAAGAGAAACCGUGGAAAGCAAGAUCAAUACAGUAGCAGCUGGGAGGAGUGGAGUGGUUUCUGAGAGUACAGUAUAUUUCUAAUUCAGUUUUGGCUCAUAGCAUGGAAGUAUUUCAGUUUUAUAUGUUAGUAUUUAACGUCAAUCAGUCUAGCUUAACUCAAACUAAAACAAACUCAAUUAGAACAAGGAAGAAGACAUGAAGAGGCAGUACGGAACGAAAGCUAAAUAGUGGUCGCCGAGCUUAUAUUAUAAACUGUAAUAUGUAGUUAAAGGAUAGAUAUUUAUUUUUAGACGAAAUCAGGGCCCUCCCUCUUAAGUUCAUGUUAGGCAGCUUUCUAUGAUUCCUUGAGCAAACAGCAUUAUGCUUAAGUAGAGAAAAGUAGAAUACAAACUGUAGGAGGAAACGAUCCGAUGGUGACAGCUGGAGUAUUCGUAGCUUUCUAGCACACGCAUUAGGUGAUAUUACUGCAAUCAAAUUAGCCACAAAACAAACACGAACAAAUAUUGGCGGGCAAGUGAAGAGCAAAGCCGGCCCAUAUUUAAUGAUACUUUUGACGCUAAUAGUAGCAAGCGAAAAUCGACGCAUAUAACACCGAUGGGCUCCGUGACAAAUUGCGCUAGAUAGACGGAGUCAAACACAGAUAGGAGGGAAGUUCACUCACAUUGAGUGCCGAAAGCACAAAACGCACGCUGCGUUAGCUGAUGCAGCGAUUCCACGAGCGUGUAUUUGUGUGACCGAACAAGUUGUAUGAAAUCUGCAUAAUUUAAAUAAAUGCGAUAACUUAAAACGAA
This is a messenger RNA of Wyeomyia smithii (pitcher-plant mosquito), 2204 nucleotides long. RefSeq names its product optomotor-blind protein. Lineage: Eukaryota; Metazoa; Arthropoda; Insecta; Diptera; Culicidae. The record is from RefSeq and is a predicted model, not a curated record. The transcript has 7 exons. Bases 1 to 846 code for a protein of 281 amino acids.